Racocetra fulgida is the source of this 1077-nucleotide messenger RNA. Lineage: Eukaryota; Fungi; Glomeromycota; Glomeromycetes; Diversisporales; Gigasporaceae. The record is from the annotation of a GenBank genome assembly.
AUGCCAGAAGAAGAAACAUUAAUUAUACAUAGUGAUCUAGACGAAUUAGGUAUACCAACUAGCGGAGCAGUCAAUUUACCAAUUUAUCCAGUUAAUCCAAAAACCCCUUUUCUAUUUUCCUAUUAUCUAGAAAUUUACAAAUUCAGUACUCCUGAACUUAUUCACCAAAUAAACAGAACUGACAGGGUCUUACGUGCCCUCUUUCGCAAACUAAUGAAAAAAGAAAACAGGCCUUCCUGGCUUAAUAGUAUAGCAGAAAAAGAUUUGAAAGAGGCAAAAUUGCAAAAUAAGAUCAAAGAUGCAGUAGAUUUUUAUUAUGCUGUAUUUAACGAUAAAGAAAAUGAAGAAUUCAAUAAGGAAAAAUUAGAGAAAAUCAUAAGCGUGCUUAAUAAUGAGGACGGAAUUUUUAUUCGAGGGGCCAUUCCGGGACAGUGCGAACUUAGAAAAAGUGAAGAAAUAGAAACUUUUAUCAAACAAAAAAAUCAAGAAGCUGUUGAAGAACUUAUAAAAGCGAAUAACCAAUCUGAAAGUGAUAAUGAAAUAGAACAAGAGUGCUUACGAAAAAUAAUUGCAGAUAAUUUGGGUCUAAAGGAUGCUUCUAAAAUGUAUAUUUUAGACGAAGAUGGAAAUCCAUCCAUUUUCCCAAUUUACUCUAAUUCUGACGUUUUUUUGAUUGCUAUUGAUAUAAAUGAAGCGCAGAAAGACAUCAAAAAACGCAAUUCUUUUGCUAUAAGCGAUUUUUGCAUCUCCUUAAUUGAAGAUUUUGAGGAGAUAUUUGAAAAAAUUGGGUAUUAUAAUGCAGAGGAUUUAUUAUUUAUUGAAGACAAAUUGAUUGAAAACAAUAUUGAAAAAGGAAUAAGUUAUCGCGACUAUCUAGAAAAAAAAUUUGGGAUUAAAGGAAAUAAAAUUAUACAAUUCAACUAUAAUAGUGAAUAUUUAAUUGAAAACAGGGAAAGAUUUAUAAAAGGAUUAAAAAAGAAUGGUCAACAAAAAGAGCAAGUGCUUGAUAAUUAUCUGACGAAUUUUUCAGAGCAAGAACAGUUAUUAAAUCAAAUUGAAGUUCCUUUUGAGAAUUGA